AUGUCUGUGGAACAAAAAUUUACUGGCAUAAUCAUUUACCAGGUGGUGCUGUAUGAUGAGGGUGAGCAGCUAUUAGACAGUAAAUUCUUGACGAAAGAUGAAGCAGUGAAAUCAGGGGAGUCAUUAACAUUUGCUUCAUUUCUUGUUGAUAUUGGUGAUCCUGAAAAUAACUGCAAUCCAAUCUCCAAUCCAAAGCCCAAAUACGAACGUGAUGUUAAGCCUCACGAGAGAACUCAAAUGCCUCAAGGAGAGAAAUUAAGACAUACUUUUACUGGUAGGAAGCCUAAUACAGCAGGAAGAAAAAACACAACAGUCUGCUUAAGUCCGUCUCAGAAGAUUAUCAAAGAGUUCAAGAAAAAUGAAGUUCUCAAGUAUGGUGCACACAGCCCAACAAGUCCAGCGACUCCAUCUGCUAAAGAGUGGGAAGCAUUGUAUACAACGCAACUUACACAAAAGGCCAAGAAGUAUCAUGAUGGCUUCAUACGCAUGAUCUUUUGUGGUUCACAUGGGAGACAGAUUAUGCUGUAUGACUCCAGCAAAAAUCAAAUAGAUAAGAGAUUUUUGAAGAAAGAUGAAGUUAUCAAUUCUGGUGGAUCAUUGACAUUUGAUGCUCAUUUGGUUGAUAUUGGAGAUCCUGUGGGGACCAGCGGAGAUGACGCAGAUGUGAAGAUAAAUGAAAGACACAGCACUUCUACUGAAAAAUCAGAGAUACUUUCUGGUCGCUAAUGGCAAAAGCCGUUUAGUGGUAUCUGGCCUAUCUGCACUCCCAGUUGGACCCUUCUGCCAAAUGAUUUAUAUAAUCCCAAUUUUAUGUGAUAUAUAACAUUUUUAGCUAAGCUUUCAGGUUGCUACGGUGUUGCAUUCAAUUUGACCAUACCAGAGCAAUUGGCUGGAUUGGUUAUUUUCUCUGAUAGCAGAUUUUUCGGCUUCAAAAGCAAAAAGAAGCAAAGAAUCUACACUGAUGGAUCAAUUUGGUUCUGGCAAUUCCGUUGGGAUAGGGAAACCUCAUAAUACCAAACAUGUUAACUCUAUUGCAAGACGAAUUGGAUUUGAUACGAUUAAAGAGAACACUGCUUCUCACUCGCCUAUAUGUGAUGCCAAUCAAAUUUUAUCAAUUAUGAGGAAACCUAUUACUCGGGAAACCCUUUCCACUGUCAAAGAUGCUCCUGUGCAACAAUGCCCUUCAAGUGCUUCAGAGCUGGUUCAGUUACAUGAUGACACUCAACCAAGUCAGACAUUUGACAGUUCAGUUCCAGUUGAUCGCUGUCAAGUGCUAGAGGCAGACCAGGCAGUGGAGAAGCAUACCAAUGAGAAGGCUGCAGCUGGCGGAUGCAGUAGCACAUUUUCUGAAGGCAAUUGUAAUAACCUUGAAAGGCCAGAUUCCACAGAAGGGACCGAAAUAAUCAGAACCAAUGCAUAUGAAUCUCCUUGCAAGCACAAAUCUGCUGCUGAAUCAAGUGUUGAUGAAAUACCAGCUGUCCUACAAUCUUCUAAAGGCAAGUUUAGCCUGACUAGCAUGCAAUUUACGGCGUUUAUGAUAUCAUCAGCACUAUAUCACCUUACUUUAAACAAAAUCUGACAGAACUUCUUCAGGAACAAGCUUCAUUGGCAGUAAUUUAUCUGUGGUUAGUGAAACUACAACCUAUCAGCCAUCUACAAAGUUGCCGAAGACAGACCCAAAAAGUAAAGAGCAAACAGCUUCCACCAGAGACAUGUCAAAAUGGUUUGGUAAUCUGGUUGGCAUGAAGAAACCGAAAUCUGUGAACACUGAAAAGUCAAAUAUUACAAUGGACUGCCCAAGUUUCGAUUUGGGAAUUUAAUGUGAGUUUGCAACGCGCAAUUAUAGCUAAUCUUGCAUAACUUGCCAUUUUUUGCAACAAGUUGUUAUAGUUGGUCUUGCAUAACUGGUCAUUUAUUAGCUAUUCGUUUUACCAAUGUUUAUAAUUGAACAGGUAGGUGUUGAAAAAAGAAAGAGUAUAAUCAGUGAAGGAAAAGUAUCUGAAUUGCAGUACACAAAACCUGGGUUUCAAACCCAUCUUUAGAUUAUAUACCAAUGCAUUAUUUUAGAAAAUUCCUCAACUCUAAAAACACAGGGCAUUGUGUUUUUCA
Molecule: messenger RNA, 2109 nt
Organism: Chenopodium quinoa (quinoa)
Lineage: Eukaryota; Viridiplantae; Streptophyta; Magnoliopsida; Caryophyllales; Amaranthaceae
Exons: 8
Coding region: 1-726 (241 amino acids)
Biological process (GO): double-strand break repair
Cellular component (GO): site of double-strand break; nucleus
Source: RefSeq, a predicted model, not a curated record